This is a messenger RNA of Sphaerodactylus townsendi, 3473 nucleotides long. It is a transcript of the gene YIPF4, whose product is annotated as Yip1 domain family member 4. Gene Ontology annotation, biological process: vesicle fusion with Golgi apparatus; endoplasmic reticulum to Golgi vesicle-mediated transport. The record is from RefSeq and is a predicted model, not a curated record. Gene Ontology annotation, cellular component: membrane; trans-Golgi network. Bases 98 to 868 code for a protein of 256 amino acids. The transcript has 6 exons. NCBI's taxonomy places the organism in Eukaryota, Metazoa, Chordata, Lepidosauria, Squamata, Sphaerodactylidae.
GGCGUGGCUUCUUUGCCUCCGCCUCUCCGGGCAGCUGUCGAGGGGGUUCCGCUGGGUCGUCUCCGCCGGGCCUUGGAGGCCCCUCGCGGGAGAGGCGAUGCAGUCUCCGAGUGCCCAGCAGCCCCCCCCUGCGCCGCCGCCGCCACCACUCUAUGCGGCUAAUAACGGAGAUUUCACCUUCGUCUCCUCGGCCGACGCUGAAGAACUUAGUGGUUCAAUAGCCUCUCCUGACGUGAAGCUCAAUCUUGGAGUAGGAAGUGGAGAAUUUAUUAAAGAAUCUACUGCAACUACAUUCUUAAGACAGAGAGGUUAUGGCUGGCUUUUGGAAGUAGAGGAUGAUGACCCUGAAGAUAAUAAACCACUCUUGGAGGAGCUAGACAUUGAUCUGAAGGAUAUAUACUACAAAAUUCGGUGUGUCUUGAUGCCGAUGCCUUCACUUGGAUUUAAUAGACAAGUAGUUAGAGAUAAUCCUGACUUCUGGGGUCCACUGGCAGUUGUCCUAUUCUUUUCAAUGAUCUCAUUAUAUGGGCAGUUCAAGGUUGUAUCCUGGAUUAUAACUAUUUGGAUAUUUGGAUCCUUGACAAUCUUCCUGUUGGCCAGAGUUCUUGGAGGAGAGGUGGCAUAUGGCCAGGUUCUUGGAGUGAUUGGAUAUUCCUUACUUCCUCUUAUUGUAAUAGCACCUCUGCUCUUGGUGGUUGGAUCAUUUGAAGUUGUUUCUACUUUAAUAAAACUUUUUGGAGUCUUUUGGGCUGCAUACAGUGCUGCUUCAUUAUUAGUUGGAGAAGAGUUUAAGACCAAGAAGCCCCUCCUGAUCUAUCCCAUCUUCUUAUUGUACAUUUAUUUUUUGUCCUUGUAUACCGGGGUGUGACCUGAAAUACUGAAUUGGAACAGGAAUAGUCUUGCUUACUAUGAAGACUGAUGAAAUGUCAGACUGAUGAAAUACAGCCCAACUGAAAGGAGAAAUGACUGAAUCAUGCCUUGUUGUCAAGGUUUCAAAAAGUGGUCAACUUAAAUAUAUCUCUGUACAUUAUUUAAACAGGUCUAGUUAUGUUACAGAUUUAUAACAGAGUUUUGGGUUUCAAGACAUCUUAGUUUGUUGAACAAGAUAAGAACAAUGUGUUUAUGAGCUGAAGUAGCAGAAUUGCAGCUUGUUACCUGUGCCAAAAGCAGCAGGGCCCAAUGAUAGGCAUAGUAAGCAAAGGAGAAUUCUAAUUAUUGGUAGUAGUUUGAAAAUUCAGUUUUUGUGUUCUGCACAGCAAAUUUUUAGAUAUUUAUAAAUCAGUCCUGAUUAAUCAGACUAAACUGUAAACAUGACAUAAAUGUGGUGCCUCACAUACUUUUCAUUUGGCUAUUUGCUAUAAAUUCUUUUAAAAAGUGUUUUUAUGUUAUCAUCUAUACGUACCUUUAGGAUAUUAAGAGAUUUUAUAGACUGCAUAACAACGUGAAGAUUCUAGUGUUUAAAUUAGUUCUUAUGUUUAAUUAUUAGUGUAUGUUUGCAAUAGGACAUUUUAAAAAAUGUUAAUUUUUUAAAAAUUCAGCAAGGUUUUCUCUUCUUUCACCUGCAGCUUUGUGGUAGUGGUAACAAGGAAGUGGGGAGAGAAGUUAAAUAAAACUUAUGUUUCUGAACAGUGUCUUACAAUAGAAUAAACAAAGCUUCUCCCAAACUGUACUCUGUUUUGACUUAAUACUGUUCAGUGUGGCAUAGAUUUUUUUGUAAAAUUAUAUUCUAAAGUCUUGACUGAAGAAUGAGAGCAUUUGAACUUUGCUUUGCAAUACAAUCAGUUUUUAUUUUGAUGACCUGGUUAUCAUGACUUGUUCAAUGUCCUUCAGCAUUUCCAAGGUUUUCACAGAUUUAACUUAAUAUGAGACACAAAGAAAAGUAGAUUCCUGCAGUAAAAUUGUUUGUUGAACUGGGAGCCACUAGUAUAAAUAUGGACAUCGUUGAGGGAUUGAAUGGGAUGUCUCCUAAUGUGCACUUCUAUUCAUAUUCUUACAGUUACUAAUUUCCUAACAUCUUUGUUUUAUGUGACUAGAGGUUGACUAUUAGGAAAGCUGAAAAGAUUAACUUGGUCUUGCAAAACUGCUACUUAUGUUACUGAGCUGGCCUUUUAGUUGAACGAAUAACAAGUCAACUACUAGACAUCAGACUGCUACAGAAAUCUCUGAGUUUCAUUGAAAGCCCCUUUAUUCUAAUUUAAAUUCAGACAUACUACUUAAAUUAUACAGUGCUCACUAUCUUAAAGACAUCUUGUCCUUUAGUCUCUAUAGAUUGAUGAUAUUUGACAUCUUAAAAUUGGUGUGUUAAUUCUUAGUGGUGGUAAUCUUCUGAGUAACUUUUUCUGUAGCAAACUGUACAAUGUGAUUGUGAUAUCACAAGAUUUCUGCUACAAAUGAAGUGAAAUUAUCAGUCCUAAACAUUCCUUCUGUCAUUUAUAAAUUACUAGUGUUUAUGUCAUGCCCUUUGAAGAUUCAGGUCUUCAAAAUUUCCUUUCAUAAAUGUGCUCUUCCACAUCAACCCCCAUGACCAAAAGAGAAACAUGAGAAGACUUCAUAUAAGUACUUUCUAUGAAAUUGCUUCAGACAUGAGCAAAAUCUUACCAUAUUUGCCUCUAAUUCAUGAAAAAGCACAUUGUAUAAACAUCUUGUUAAAGCUUUGAAGGUGCUCAACCCUACUAGCACAGCUUACUACAAUCCUCUGGUAACAGUUUUCAGAACCAUGGCUAACUCUCUAAGUUUCUAUGACUGCCCCUCUUUUUAAUAAGAAAAAUGAAUUGGCAUGUAGGUAAGUGACAAAGGAGAAGGCUACAUCAAAAGAAGUACACCAAAAUAUUAUAAUUGCUUACAAUUAAAACAUUAAUUCACUUUAGUUAACUAUUUAAGACUAGUAUUAGAGCCCAGGACUUUGACUGCAAUUCUGACUGUCCGUUUGCAAUAUGUAUAGUAUGGCUAUAAAAUAACAGUAUGAAUAUUUCCACCAAGGAAUGGUGAUGAAGAGAUGUAUUUAUUUGGCUUAUCAAACCAAUUUAAGAAUUAAAUACAUUUGGUACAGUUAUCUGGCUCCUUUAAAGCAGUCGUCCUCUGAAGCCUUCUCUCCAGAAUACUGUUUGGAUUAGUGUACAUUUGCAUUGAGUGUGACAGGUCUUCUCAUAUGAACAGAACUCAUAUGAACAGAAGCUCAAUGUUUCGGACGAUUCCACUUCUCUGCCUAUCCUAUGCAAAGAAAAUGAUAUGUCUACAGUUAUUAAAUAUUAGCAGUAGCUUGUUUAUAGCAUUAUAUUCAGUUCCUGUUCUUAAACAUGUAUGUAAAUAUAGCAUAAAAUGUAUUUUAUAAAAAUUUCAAACUGAAAUUUGUUUGCAGAAUGCAUAUAAAGGUUAUUUAGUACUCACGAAACCAAGGGAUGUAUCCACAUUUCAUAUGUUGAAUUUCUGUGUUUCUAAGUAUGUAAAUAAAUUUUCAGGUUUAUUCAAAGGUA